AACUGCACCCAAGUUUCCACAUCCCGCUCACAAAACGUCUCUUCCAUGAGCUUUCUCGGGCAUUUGGAUGCUUCCACAAAGCGAUAUCAGUACAUCCAUCACAUAAAGUACAACUAUGAACGGCUUAAAAUCCACUAUGUUCACAAUAAGUACAGCACCAGCAGAAAUCCCCGGGUAGUUCAAGGACGUAUCCCGAACGAAAGGUUAAUAUCGUUGAGAACUUAUCCCCACGAUGAAUAUCUCUUGAAACCGGGAGAAUACUUUGAUUUUGCAAGCGCCUACGUCAAUAAAGGGAAUCAGGCUGCGCAGCUCCCCAUCACGCUUUCCCAUGUUUGCUCGGAAGGAGAUUUGUUGGAGAACGAAGGGUACGAGCCCCUCAUUCGCGUCAACUCGGCACCACCUACAAUUUUGGUUCAUUCUCCCGAAGACCCUGCAAAGCGCAUGGCCACCAUCGUUCCGAAUGGAAGUUCCUGUAAAUGCAGUUGCCACCUCCACGAACACCUUCCGGAGCCCGAAACCAUGGAGGAGCUCCUCACGAUGCAUGGCAACCUUGGAGAAAGUAAAAGUGGAGCUGGUGGUGAUAGCCCACUCUCUUACAUUGAAGACGAAAAUAUCUACCUGCCACGGAAAAAACACCGGUUUUGGGGGUUGGGAAGGAAGAGAAUGUCUAAUGGAGCUAACGUUCCUUCACCAAUAUUGGAGUGCAACUCUGCUUCCCCGGGCUUGCGAGAGGAUAAGCCGAGGCUUUCUCAUAGUGAAGGAAAACUAAGUCCGGUGGUGAUCAAAAACAGUUAUGGCCAUCCCAGGCCUCGGCAUUCGGAAGUCAAAAGCGAGAAAACGCCAAUCAUGAGCCGCCUUUCCUCGAUGAAACGGUUAGGAUCGUUGGAGACGAGAAUCAGCCGGCUCAGUACCGAGGCUGAGUCCCACCUCACCGAGGGAUGUCAGUGCUACAGGUGUGAGCGCCUGCGGUUGGGAAGCGGAGAAGCAGUUUGGAAGAGAGUCAUGAAUGACGUUUCGCUAAGCGCGGCCAGAAUUAGUAUCGGUGCGAAGCCCAAACCACUCAACGCGUACAUCAAUCUUUCUGCUGAUUUCACAAGUGCUAAAUGUUCGCCGGUUACUAAUACGAAAACCUCUUCUCCGCUUACUCCUAUCGAUGAUAUCUCCUAUUAUGUCCCACCAGUGUUAUCUGAGGUAUCAGGUAGCUGCUGUACCCAGAGCAUAAACGACUUGUCGCACCGGGAAAUAAACAAUGUGCAAAGGGAAAGACCGAGUACCUCACACACGGAGGUUUUACCAGCAGAGUACCCCAACCAAGCCUCACCAUACAGUGCGCUAUUCUCGGGCUAUUACAGUGAAGCUGAAACUCCUUGGAAGUCUAGACGAUCGACCAUGGUUCCCCCGCGCUCCCAGGCUAACUCCGAGAGCAGAAGCAUCCGUGAGAGGCAGCGCCUGGGUGAUGAGAAUGGUAACCUUACGAAUACGGUUGCCUAUUUUGAUCAGCAACACCCGGGGGGAGAGAUGCUCCAGUCAUUAAAUAUUGGUGGGAUUAAGAGACUGGUUGACUCGAGUGGAAGGAGUAUGUUUGGCAGUGACAAGAGCUUGUCCCGGGGCGGCGUGUAUGUAGACUAAGGAUUCCAACGAGUAUCGGG
Babjeviella inositovora NRRL Y-12698 is the source of this 1649-nucleotide messenger RNA. RefSeq lists its product as uncharacterized. Bases 46 to 1629 code for a protein of 527 amino acids. Lineage: Eukaryota; Fungi; Ascomycota; Pichiomycetes; Serinales. The record is from RefSeq and is a predicted model, not a curated record. The transcript has a single exon.